AUAACCUGUAUACUAGUCAUUGGAGAUCUCUUGGUAUCCGUCCCUGUGUGCCCGUAAAAAUUUCUAUGUGACCGGAACCGCGCAGUCGACAAUCGGAACUGAUUAUCCGGAAAGGAAUAAAGCACUUAGGAUUUCAAUUCUGGAUUAAUCAAUGGCGAUGGUGCAUUCUAUCUGUAAAUUAUUGCUAAAGUUUCCGCUGACAACCGGCCAUAUUGCGGUUACAUCGUUCUCAUCUUCCCUCAUUUGGCCCACCCGCCGCUGCGCCCUCUCAAUCUCUUCAUUCAAUAAAGCAAAACAUGCGAUGAGUUGGAAGGAAAGUAGGGAACGAGUUAGGGGAAUUAUGGCUAUAUUUUCAGCGGAGUUCAGCACCCCCGCAACUUCGGCAGACGAUAAGGCUAUAGACGGCCGGGAGUACUUGAUGAUGUCAGAGGAGCAGCUGCUGCGGCAGUGCGAGAUGAAUACAUUCAAGUCGUCCGGCCCGGGCGGACAACACCGUAACAAGAGAGAGUCUGCUGUGCGGCUCAAGCACCGUCCCACCGGUAUUGUUGCUCAAGCUGCAGAAGAUCGGUCUCAGCACAUGAAUCGUGCCUCGGCACUUAAUCGAUUGCGAGCUCAACUGGCUCUUAAAGUGAGGAACCACGUAGAUCUUGAUGCUUACGUACCUCCAGAAGAGCUACUUCAGAUACUUCCCGCUAAAUCAUCUAUCAAGGGGCCUCAUUUUGGGCCCAAGAUUGGACCAAAUAAUGCAAAUUUUAUUCCGGGAAUGCAAGCAUUACUUGAUCUAGUUUUUGCUGUUGAGGGUUCUGUAUCUGAAGCAGCUAAGAGGUUGGGGUUAAGCACUGGGGCUUUAUCAAGGCUAAUAUUAUCAGAUGAUUCCCUUAGGAUGGCUGUCAAUGAGUUCAGAGCAUCUAAGGGUAUGAAACCACUCAAGUAGGACGGAUGGCUAUCGAAUAUGUGAUCUCUCUUGGGUAAUAUUAAAUAUUUACUUAGAUAUUGUGUACUUUCUAAAUUGGCAUUGUUUAGAGUGCUCGAGUAUUGAAAUCCUACUCCCCCGGGCUUACAGUUCAUAUAAACUCUUUUAGGGGUGAGAAUUAGAGAAUGACAUGACUGAACUAUGGAACUAUAUGUACUUAAUUGUAAAUUACUACCAUCAAGUAGUACAUAAAUUUAGAGUAUUUCAAAGUACAUAACUACAUAAGUUUACUUAAAAUGUAGUGAUGUAACUUUGGUGUACCAUGGGUACAAUUCCGUGUGAAGCUCAGAUAAUAGAUCUUCAUAUUGAGUAUGCACUUCGGUCAUCC
Molecule: messenger RNA, 1301 nt
Organism: Cuscuta epithymum
Lineage: Eukaryota; Viridiplantae; Streptophyta; Magnoliopsida; Solanales; Convolvulaceae
Source: the annotation of a GenBank genome assembly